This is a messenger RNA of Prunus armeniaca (apricot), 324 nucleotides long. Lineage: Eukaryota; Viridiplantae; Streptophyta; Magnoliopsida; Rosales; Rosaceae. The record is from the annotation of a GenBank genome assembly.
AUGUAUCGUGCAGUAUCUAUAGUGGAUGAAGAUGACAUUGCAGCAUAUACAAUCAAAACAAUAGAUGAUCCGCGAACAUUGAACAAAACAUUAUACCUUCGUCCACCAGAAAACGAACUCAGUCAAAAACAAUUGGUCGAGAUGUGGGAAGACCUCAUAGGCAUGAAACUAGAACAUAUCUCCAUUUCAGAAGAAGACUUCCUUGCCUCUAUGAAAGGCGCUCUGACAAACUUUGAAAUCGGGGAAGAAGGAGAAGAAGCUUCAAAGCUUUACCCAGAAGUGAACUACACCCGCGUGAAUGAAUACAUAAAAAUUUAUGCAUGA